Prunus armeniaca (apricot) is the source of this 414-nucleotide messenger RNA. NCBI's taxonomy places the organism in Eukaryota, Viridiplantae, Streptophyta, Magnoliopsida, Rosales, Rosaceae. The record is from the annotation of a GenBank genome assembly.
AUGGCUAGUUCGGUUGGAAGAGAGUCACGAAAUCCAAUUUUCAAUGGAGAAAACUAUGAGCUAUGGAUGAUUAGAAUGACGUCAAUCCUCAGAUCAUAUGGGAUUUGGAAGCUAGUUGAAGAAAGUGUACCAACUCCAUAUCCAAAAGCCAAGAUGAAGGAGACGGAGACAUCGAACAAGUCAGCAUUGUCUGAGCUUCGGAAGCAAGAUGCAAAAGCACUGGACCUUAUCCAAGGAGCUGUUUCAGAUGAGCUCUUUCCUAGAAUCUCUAACGAAGUAACUGCAAAAGGAGCCUGGGAUCUGUUACAGCAUGAAUACAGAGGAGAUGAUCGUGUAAGAUUGUUUGCAUUGAUAAAUGAAAUGAAGAGCAUGGAUGCUCAAAUUCUGAAGGAGAGUUAUCGAAGAACAGAAUAG